AUGAAAAAGAAUUCUUCAGCAAAAGCUGUUGCUCAACAACGUAACACUCUUUGUAGCAGCAACCAAGCCUCCAGCAUGCUGUUACCCGUAUUUCCGAGCAGUACCAUCAUUCAAAACAAGAAGAAGGAGAACGCAAUGAUGAACGAUAUCCAAAAGUUGUUACAACCUGCUCUUUCGCAGGACAAGGCAAUCUCUCCAACACCUUCAACAGUUCUUCCUUCUUCACCAAUAAUAUCCUCGAAUAACCCAUCUUCACCAUCAACAACAAAUUCUUCUCCUGCUGCUGUAAAUAAGAAUAUGUGGUUCAGUCCACAUGUAUUUUUGAAAUCAUUCCCUGUAUUCCCUCCUCCUACUAGAAAUUUAACUCACCUGAGCAGCGAACAACCACAGCAACCACAAACGCUGCCAAUAUUUCCUAAAAAGGAAGAACAGCCAGAAAAGAAAUCACCAUACAUUAGCUCCAGUGAACAUGAAAGGAGGAGUGUUUGCUCCAGCUCUUCCAACAACUCGAUUCAAAAGAAGAGAAAAACUAAGAGAAACAAGAUUGAUAUUCCCCUUAAUGAGUUAAUAAGGUUCAUGACUCUUCCGCAAAGUGUGGCUGCCAAGAAACUUAACGUAUCCCUUAGUACACUCAAACGACGCUAUUAUGAACUUGUUUCUGAAUUUGAAGGUUCAAAGGAUACAAAGGCUAAAUGGCCUUCAAUGCCAACAAAUUAUCAUGAAUUAUCAUCGACUUCUGAGGAAGCCAUUCCAACUGAGCAAAAGGGGUCACUGCAAUAUAUCCUCAACAGAUAUGAUGCUCAUGACAACACGUUUGUUGAUAGUCUAAGCAUGACUGUACUUAACUUCAGUUUCAAGCAAAACUUGACACAAUCAUCCAAUGAUGAGUAA
Messenger RNA from Naegleria lovaniensis, 891 nucleotides. RefSeq lists its product as uncharacterized. NCBI's taxonomy places the organism in Eukaryota, Heterolobosea, Eutetramitea, Acrasida, Naegleriidae. The coding region runs from base 1 to 891 and encodes 296 amino acids. The transcript has 2 exons. The record is from RefSeq and is a predicted model, not a curated record.